Culicoides brevitarsis is the source of this 840-nucleotide messenger RNA. Its product is annotated as toll-like receptor 7. The record is from RefSeq and is a predicted model, not a curated record. Gene Ontology annotation, molecular function: protein binding. The coding region runs from base 1 to 840 and encodes 279 amino acids. NCBI's taxonomy places the organism in Eukaryota, Metazoa, Arthropoda, Insecta, Diptera, Ceratopogonidae. The transcript has a single exon.
AUGUCAAAAAUUGUUCUUUUCUUCCUCAUUGCAACCGUCACAGCCGAUGAAUUAUUGAAAAUUGAACGAUGCUCGCCAUUAUUUGCUGAGCUAAACACAUGCACCCUCGUCAAUUUGCAUUACAACAAAACAAAUUUCGAGUUUAUGGCACAUUAUGAUCCCGUUUCUACCUUAAAAGUGCGCGUUUUGAACUCAUCUCUGCCGAAAUUGGGCAAAAAUGGGAUUUGCAUGACCAAAUAUUCGUCCUCGACGGAUUUGAGUAUCACAGAAUUGGACUUGAAAAAUGCUGAAAUUGAAGAAAUACUUCCGACAGCCUUCGAAAAUUGUGUGGCGCUUCAGAAAAUCAACCUAAAAAAUAAUAAAAUUGCAAUUUUAGAGCCCGAGACUUUCAGUAAAAAUCGAGAAUUGCAAAUUAUUGACUUGACGAGCAACUUGAUACGAUCGCUACAUGACAAAAUUUUCGCUGAUUUGACAAAUUUGAAGGAAUUGCGACUUUGCAACAAUUUUCUCGUCGAAUUUGAGCCUCAGUUGAUCGCGAAUUGUGUGAACUUGGAGACACUCCGAUUGGAUUCAAACGAAUUAUUUGACCUAAAAGUACAAAAAAUCACAAAAAAUGAGAAUUUGAAGACCAUUGCAUUUAAUAAUAAUCAACUGCGAUGCGCUAAAAUGCGAAAAAUUGAAGAAAAUUUACGUGAAAAAAAUAUUUUUGUUGAUCCCGAAUAUGAAGGAAGGGCGAAGAUUAUUCCCACGAACGACUCGCAAAUGCUGUGCUUGGAUGAUAUCGCGUGGACAGCUGCUCAUUACGUUUUUAUGUAUGAUAAGGAGACAACAGAUGAUUGA